CCUCAAUCUCUGCAGCUUGAUGCAGCUUGUCGACCCGCACGAUAGGGCCCGGCCUUUGUUUGCUUUUUCUGGUCUGAUCGCUCCGCGAGACGACGGGAAACGGACGAGUGCGGCGCAACGCGGCAGUCGACCGAGGCCUGCUGAGUGCGGCAGCACAGCGCAUUUGUCGCCCGCGGGAGCACAGGACAAGGCGUUUCACCCCUUGUCGGUCGUUUUACAACUCCUCUCAACAACCGGCAACGAGCCAACAACGUUCGCGGAACCACAGAGCCACAGCCUCCCACACAAAAAAAGCUCUCCACAGCACCAGUCGCCGCCGCCGCCGCGACGACAGAACAACGAUGCUCUCCGUCCUCUCGGGAACAGCAAGACAGCCCUUCGCGCAGCCGCCGCGCCCGCCCGUCCAAGGCCACGCCUGGCACGUCGUGUCGGAACGAUUGGAAGUGCGAGCCUCGAAGGAGGAGGACAGCCGCGUGCUCUGCACGCUGCGAAGAGGUGAUUCGAUAGAGGUCGACCAGGCCUCGUCGUUGCCGGACGAGUCGCUCAGGCACGACUCGUCACCUAGAGCUAGACUAGCCAGAAAACAAUCAUUAGGACUCAAGGCGUUGCGCGUAUUGACGCCGACGCCGGGCUGGUGUUCAGCAAGCCAGUGCUGCGUCGGGCGAGCUCGAGAUGUAGGACAUGCGUGGAGAUAUGUUGUCGUGUGUCGGGAUGGGGCCUACGUGAGAAGAGGCUUGGAGUUAGCGUCCACCCAUGCCUUUACCUUACCGAAGGACGCCGUGUUUGAGGUGAGAGAGAGACGAGUCAAUGAACAAGGUCUAGCAAGGCUCCGGACGGACGACGGCUGGAUCUCGGAGGAUCUGAACCCGCUGAGCGGGCAGAGAGGACCGGUAGCGGAGCCCUUGCCUGUUGCUGCUCCAUUAACCUUUCGAGUUGUUUUGAGGGACGGCGCCGUCGUCCGAGAGACGGUGGAGCUGUCUUCGGCCAUCGUCUCGGUGAUCCCCUGUGGACGGACCGUCGAGGUCACUGCCAAGCAGUAUUCCGAUCAUCCCGCUUUACAUUGCGUACCUAGAUUGCGAGUGGAAGGUCCAGCAAGGGGCUGGAUCUCGCAACGACUCAAUAGGGAACCGCCGCGGGACCUCGAAGUUGUGGAACUCGUGGGCGUGUCGGAGCCGCGCGUCGCGCCGCCGCUGCCGCCACCGGCACCACCAGCACCGCCGCGGCGACCGCCACGGCCGGCGCUGACGGGCCCCGAGGUCGACCUGGCGGUGGGCAACGAGUCGUUGUGCGUCGUCUGUUUAACAGAUGCGCGGAAUGCCACCUUCGUCCACGGCGAGACGGGCCACAUCGCGUGCUGUUUGCUCUGUGCGCGGGCGCUGCAAGCUAGAGGUGAUUCGUGUCCGGUCUGCCGGUUGCCGGUGGACGUCGUCAUCCAGCACUUCUUCGCGUAAUUCGUAAGUUUGUUUUUAG
Pelagomonas calceolata is the source of this 1470-nucleotide messenger RNA. The record is from the annotation of a GenBank genome assembly. Lineage: Eukaryota; Pelagophyceae; Pelagomonadales; Pelagomonadaceae.